This is a messenger RNA of Phragmites australis (common reed), 1113 nucleotides long. RefSeq lists its product as uncharacterized. NCBI's taxonomy places the organism in Eukaryota, Viridiplantae, Streptophyta, Magnoliopsida, Poales, Poaceae. The record is from RefSeq and is a predicted model, not a curated record. The coding region runs from base 177 to 833 and encodes 218 amino acids. The transcript is spliced from 8 exons. Gene Ontology annotation, cellular component: endoplasmic reticulum membrane. Gene Ontology annotation, biological process: GPI anchor biosynthetic process.
GGUUUGACGGAACCAACCCAAAACGACCCGAUCACCCGAGAAGACCCAACCGGCCGGACCCGCCUCCGCCCGAGAAGACCCACCGGCUGCACUCGGGAAGACACCGACGCGCGACUACGCCGCCGCGGCGUCCACCUCCGCGCGCUUCUGGUGACCUCCCCACUCGCGGCCCCGCCAUGCGCGCCGAGGCCACCCAGGCCAGCGCCUUCACCGCCGGGGCCGUGCACGUGCUCUGCUUCGCCGGCCUCGCUGCCGCCCACUCCCUCGCUGGCCGCGGCGCGCUCGUCUCCGACCCCGCGCUCGCCCUCCGCCUCCUCGUGGUCUGUGAAGCGCCCGUUGUCAUCGCUGUGUUCAGCUAUCUCCGGCGGGACUCCAAAUGCUGCUCGUUUCUUAAGGCGGCUGCGAGAGGAUUGCUCGGCUUGCCCGUAGGAGCGUUCCUAAAUGCAUUUGGAGCAAUUGUUCUUGGUGCACCAGUUGGAAUUAAGUACUGGAUAGCAACAACUUAUUGGUCACUUCUCAUGUCCCUGUUCACAUUUGUUCCCGCAGCAUGUGUCUUCGGAGCAUCCAAGACUGAUUGGCAGAAUAUGCUUUCUCAUUCCAUUUAUUUCGUACCAACUGAUGUUAUGAACUACGUGAUCUCUGCACCUUGUCAUGGAGCAGUAAUAGGAGCAUGGCUCGGUACUUGGCCUAUGCCCCUUGACUGGGAGAGACCUUGGCAGGAAUGGCCAAUCUGUGUCACCUGUGGUGCAGUUGCUGGGCAUUUGAUUGGAAUGGUAGUGUCAUUUGUCCUAAUAGUUGUUCACAAGAGAAGGGUUCGUGCAAAAGCUGAUUAACCCAUGGAUGAUGAGUGCUGCCGUGCUUUUUUUUUUAUCUGGUUAGAUAUGAUGGAUCCAGAUUCAUAUAGUGUACAACCGUUCUCCUCACAAAGCUAUGUAUUUGUUGAUUAGCUUUCUUCUUGUAGUGUGAGUGCUGAUGGCUCUCAAUAGAUUCAUCCAGGUUCACAUUGUUAGCUCUUUCAGCUAGCCUUUUUGCAGCUGUACAUUAGUUUCUUGAAUGUAAUGAGAAAAACCGCUGUUUACUUUUUCUAUAGAGAAGAGGGAGGUUUAGGUGUUG